GUACAUUUGCAUUUUUAUCAGUAAGGUUUAAAGAAAAAGCAAAGUUGUAGAAGAAGAGGAUUAAGAGAGUGAGCGAGCAAAAAACUUAGUAUUUUCAAAUACACAGAUCCCUAUGGAAUUAUUAUUCAGUUGAGCUUACUAUACAACUAUUUCGUUUUUUUUUUCUUUGUUGAAGCUCAUUCUUUUUGUUUAGUUUAAAGGGACUUGUCUUGUUCUCUUCCUUUUGCUUAUAAGUUAUAGAGAGAAGAAAGAAGAGAGGAUAUAGUUGGUCUUUGUAGAGAGAAAGAAAGAACAAGUCUGUUUGUGAGUUGUGGGGACUGUAGAGAGACUUUGAGAAGCUGCAUAGAUUGGAGAGUUUGAAUUUGUUUAUCAUUGUUAUAGAUUUGUUAUUUUAGUUCUGCAGCUAGAAAACAAAAAUAAACUAAGUUUUUUUUUUCUUCUUCUUGAAAAUGGGUGGAAGAGAUUGUAGAAUGAUUAGUUUAUUUGCUUCCCAAUGAUUGAGUGUGCCUUGCAACAAGAAAUCAUCCUGUGUUAGAAAAAUAGAAAAGAUAAUAGAAGAAGAUGAAGUCCAUGAGUAAUGAUAGCAACAGCAACAACAACAGCAGCAGCAACAACAACAACUGGUUGGGUUUUUCACUUUCACCUCACAUGACCAUGGAAGUUCCUUCAGAAUCUCAUCAUACCCAUACUCAUAAUCAACAACACCAUCAUCAAACUUCUUCUACUGCUGCAGUUUCAAAUAACACUGUUCCAACAAGCUUCUUUCUCUCUCCACCUCAUAUGAAUAACUCUGAAAUCUGUUAUGGAGUAGGAACUUGUCAUGAAAACAGUGGAUAUUAUUCUCAUUUGAGUGUAAUGCCACUAAAGUCUGAUGGGUCUCUUUGUAUCAUGGAAGCUCUCAGUAGAUCACAAUCAGAAGGAAUGGUGCCAACUUCAUCCCCAAAACUGGAAAAUUUCUUAGGAAGUGGAGCAAUGGGGAAUCCUCAUCACUAUGGAAACAGUGAAAGAGAAACCAUGGCUCUUAGUUUAGACAGCAUGUAUUACCACCAAAACACUGAAACUCAAAAUAAUAGACAACAACCACAACAGCAUUCUCUUAACUUUCUUCAACAACCACAAGAUCAUCAUAUUCAAGUCCAACAACACACAUAUUACUCUGGAUUAACUGGUCAUGAGAUUUAUCAAACUUCAUUAGAAGAAGAAAACAAAGGAACACAUCUUUCAAAUUCUAGUCUUCAACUUCCUCCAAUGGGAGAAGAUGGUAUUUCAGGUUUGAAAAACUGGGUAGCUAGACACUAUCCUACUAAUAACUCAUCCAUGGAACAAAAAAUGAAUACUGCUGGUUGUUUAACUAAUGAUGGAAGUGGGUCUGGUUCUGUUAAUGCAAUGGGUUAUGGAGAUUUACAGUCUCUGAGCUUGUCAAUGAGUCCUGGUUCACAAUCAAGCUGUAUUACAGCAUCGCAACAGAUCUCACCAACUGGUACUGCUGAAUGUGUAGCCAUGGAAACAAACAAGAGAGGGUCUUCAAAAAUGGGUCAGAAACAACCUGUCCAUAGGAAGUCCAUUGACACAUUUGGGCAGAGAACUUCACAAUACAGAGGUGUCACAAGGCAUAGGUGGACUGGAAGAUAUGAAGCUCAUCUAUGGGAUAAUAGUUGCAAAAAGGAAGGACAGACUAGGAAGGGAAGGCAAGUUUAUCUUGGUGGAUAUGAUAUGGAAGAAAAAGCUGCUAGAGCUUAUGAUUUAGCAGCACUGAAGUAUUGGGGACCUUCAACCCACAUCAACUUUCCGUUGGAAAAUUAUCAAGAUGAGCUUGAAGAAAUGAAGAACAUGAGUAGGCAAGAAUAUGUUGCCCACUUGAGAAGGAAAAGCAGUGGGUUUUCAAGAGGAGCUUCAAUGUACAGAGGAGUAACAAGGUCUCACAGACAUCAUCAGCAUGGUAGAUGGCAGGCAAGGAUCGGACGAGUCGCCGGAAACAAAGACCUUUAUCUUGGCACAUUCAGUACCCAAGAAGAAGCAGCUGAAGCUUAUGACAUUGCUGCAAUCAAAUUUCGUGGUGUAAAUGCUGUUACUAACUUUGACAUAACAAGAUACGACGUUGAACGCAUCUCAGCCAGUAAUACCUUACUUGCCGGAGAACUUGCCAAGAGGCACAAGGAUGUAGAACCUGUUGUCGAAGUUGUCGAGCAACAUUCCUCUGUUCAAAAUGGAGGAGAAGGUAACUUGCCCGAGGAAAAUGCUGCUGGGCCUGACUGGAAGAUGGUUCGUAAUCAUUCGCAACAACAACAACAGCAGCUGCAACAGCAACAACAGCAGCAGACUGCAUCAGUUGAAAACCUUGAGCACAAACCAUUUGAGACAAACAAUUACCGGAACCUCCCAUUUUCGAUGUCAUUACAUGAUCUAAUGGGUAUUGAUGCAAUGAACUCAAACCAACAAGGAUUAGAAGAUUCUAACAGGUCGAGUGCUCAUUUAUCGAACACGUCAUCAUUGGUUACAAGCUUAAGCAGCUCCAGAGAAGGUAGCCCUGAGAAAAAUGGGCUCUUUGGAGGACAAUCAUCAACCUCCAACAAGUUUAGUCCUUCCUCGGCAAACUCCUGGAUUCCAUCAGCACAACUUAAGCCUACUGCAAUCACUAUGGCUCACUUGCCUAUGUUUGCUGCAUGGACUGAUGCUUAGACUUUGAUGAUACUGUUUUGUAAACAAGAGAGUUAGGAGAAAAAGAGAAGAAUGCAUGAAAGUAUGAUUGGGUGUUUAUGGGAAAAGGUGGGAAAUUUUUACUUUUACUUGGGAUUUUGGUUAAUUUGGGGGACUAAUGAAGGUCAGGGUUUAAGACCAAGGUUAUUAUUAGGUUUCUGUAAAAAAAAAAAGAAAAAAAGAACAGUUUGAACUUGUUCUGUUUGAACUGACCCUCUUUUUAACUAGCCAUAUUGAAAUGACAGAUUUUGUAGAAAUGGUGGGGGGAGAUUUUAAAGUUUAUGUGAUGAUUAAAAUUCCAUGAAAUGAUGUUUUAGGAGGUA
Molecule: messenger RNA, 3020 nt
Organism: Papaver somniferum (opium poppy)
Lineage: Eukaryota; Viridiplantae; Streptophyta; Magnoliopsida; Ranunculales; Papaveraceae
Product: AP2-like ethylene-responsive transcription factor CRL5
Exons: 9
Coding region: 562-2679 (705 amino acids)
Biological process (GO): regulation of DNA-templated transcription
Molecular function (GO): DNA-binding transcription factor activity; DNA binding
Source: RefSeq, a predicted model, not a curated record